This is a messenger RNA of Aspergillus ibericus CBS 121593, 2273 nucleotides long. RefSeq names its product M3 family metallopeptidase. Lineage: Eukaryota; Fungi; Ascomycota; Eurotiomycetes; Eurotiales; Aspergillaceae. The transcript has 5 exons. The coding region runs from base 34 to 2142 and encodes 702 amino acids. The record is from RefSeq and is a predicted model, not a curated record. Gene Ontology annotation, biological process: proteolysis; peptide metabolic process. Gene Ontology annotation, cellular component: mitochondrial intermembrane space. Gene Ontology annotation, molecular function: metalloendopeptidase activity.
GCCAUCUUAGUCGCGGUAUGUGGCAAGCACAAUAUGUUUCCCCGUCAAACCCUUCCCCGGGUCCUGAAGGCUCACGAGAUCGUUCCAACCAUGCAACGCAUCAUCGCCCAGCAAAACGACGUCCGAGAUGAGAUCCUUCAUACUGUGACCCCCAUCACUGCCACUUUCGACACCGUUCUCCGUCCCUGGGCCGAUGUCGAGAAUCUCGUGCAAGGUGAACUAGGCAUGAUCUACAUGCUUCAGUACGGCUCUCCUGACAUGGCUACUCAAAACGCAUUUAUGCAAGCUCGCCAGCUUCUCCUCGCAGCAGAAUCAGAAUGGGCCUCCAGCGAAGAGUUCUAUUGUCUAGUCCAAGCCGUUCAUGAUAGAAAAGAAGAACUGGACGCCGAGGCAGCGCUUUUUUUAAAGGAAGAGUUGCUGGUGUACAAACGAGCUGGGUGGGGUGUCCUGAGUGCUGCUCAGCGAGAGCAAUACCUGCAAGUCAAGCGGGAAAUAUCCAAGUUGGAGAGCGCAUUCAAUCGCAAUCUCGCCCAGGAGAACGGCGGGGUGUGGUUUGCCGAGUCGGAACUGGACGGUAUCCCGGCUGAUGAUAUCGCCAAGUGGAAGACUAUGGUCAAAGCAGAAACUUCAGGUCAAGAGAAGAAUGUGUUCGCACCAUUUGCCAAUGGGGGUAUGUUGACUGUUAGAACAUUGGCGAAGAAUCCCAACACACGUAAGAAGAUGUACUUGAAGAACAACCAGAAGCUGGCGGUCAAUGGGCCUAUCUUCGAGGAGAUCAUCGCGCGACGGACUUCGCAGGCGCAGUUUCUGGGAUACCCUUCACAUGCCGCCCUUGUCUUGGAAAGCAGGAUAGCAAAGACACCACAAUGGGUGGAGAGCUUCUUGAGUCAGAUACGGGAUGAUUUGGUGGCUCGGGGAAAGGCAGAAGUUGAAGUUUUGCAGAAACACAGACUCCAGGAUCAACAAGCACAGGGCCAUACAGUGAAGGAUAAUUUUCCGGCAUGGGAUCAGAUGUACUACCAGCGUCUGGUCGAGAAGGAGUUCAAUAUCGACCACAUCCACAUCGCCGAGUUCUUCCCAUUGGAGAGCACCGCGACGGCUAUGCUUGGGAUCUUUGCGUCUCUGCUGGGAUUACGUUUCGAUGCCAUCACUGCAGAUACUGGCCAGCUCUGGCAUGAAAGUGUCCAAGUAUUUUCCGUCUGGGACGAACGUACUUCUGAAUUCGUUGGACACCUUUAUUUCGAUCUAUUGUGGCGAGAGAAUAAGUAUCGAGGAAACCAGAAUGUGACUAUUGAGGCGGGAUUCACCAAGCCAGACGGCAGCAGAUACUAUCCUUCCACCAUCCUCAUGUGCUCUUUUCCCACCCCAACGCCAGACAGCUGUGCUCUACUUAAGCAUCAUCAGGUGAUAACCUUGUUUCACGAACUUGGUCACGGAAUCCACAACCUCCUCUCCAAAACCAAAUACAUCCGCUUCCAUGGCGUUAAUCUCCCCCGCGACUUAUCCGAGAUGCCCAGCACCAAGCUCGAGAACUGGUGUUGGCUGCCCGAGGUGUUAAAGAGCAUAAGCUGUCAUUACACUACAAUAGACCCAAAUUACCUUACCAAAUGGCGAAGCCAGAACCCUGACCUGCCUGAUCCACCGGAGAAGAUUCCUGACGAGUUGGUGGAGAACCUGGUUAAGCAUCGCUAUUGGGGACGGGGCCUUUAUCAUCUGGAGCAACUAACAACCUCCCUCUUCGACCUCCAAAUCCACUCCCUACAAACCCCUCAGGACCUGGCAUCCCUCAACAUCCAAAAACUCUGGUACGACCUCCGCCAGCAGCUCGAAGGCAUGGACUUCUCUGAAUGCCGAGACGGCUUCGAUUACUGUUCCUUUACUCAUCUAUGCGCUGGGUAUGAUGCGGGUUAUUAUUCUUAUCUAUGUUGCGCCGCCUUUGCCGAAGACGUUUUCGCGACUAAAUUCGCCCAGGACCCCUUCAAUCGAAGCACGUGGGAUGAGUAUCGGCGGGAGUUUUUGCAGAUUGGUGGAGGUCAUGGGGAUAUGCUGGGCUUGUUGACGCGGUACUUGGGCCGGGAGCCCAACUCAAGGGCCUUAGUGGAUCGGUUGAUGGGGCGGCGGCUGUGCUAUAGGUUGGGAUGACUCCAGAUUACUGUCUGCCCGAUGGCCGCUAUAGCCCGCCUACUACUGGUUUGGGUGUAGGUAAAGUUGAGGGCGACAAAACAUAGAUAGCCAACUUCUAUAGUAAAGUAUCAACCGGCACACUCAUCCGU